AUGGUGUUCUUAGUUAGUUUUACAAUCAGAAGAAAGAACCUUCCUAUCCCAAUCUUACGUUCAUCAUUUGCAGAUAUGGACCUUAAGGGGCACUUGACCUUUGAAAGGAAUGAACAUGCAGCAAAGGAUUUUGGGAAUAUAUACCAUUUCAUGCCAUCAGCAGUUUUACACCCAAAAUCAGUUUCCGAUAUUUCCUCAACCAUAAAAUAUAUUUUUGAGAUGGGAACCUCUUCCGAGCUAACGGUUGCUGCCCGAGGAAGUGGCCACUCCUUGGCAGGCCAGGCACAGGCCUAUCGAGGAGUGGUUAUCAAAAUGGAAUCACUUCGUGAACCAGAAAUGAGUUUUCACACUGGGGAACUGCCCUACGUUGAUGUUUAUGCUGGUGAACUUUGGAUAAAUAUUUUGCAUGAGAGCCUUAAACGCGGUCUAGCGCCAAAAACAUGGACAGAUUAUCUUCAUCUCACUGUUGGAGGGACUUUAUCAAAUGCGGGAAUCAGCGGGCAAGCUUUCCGACAUGGACCCCAGAUCAAUAACGUUUACGAACUACAGGUUGUCACAGGCAAGGGAGAUGUAGUAACAUGUUCAGAAGAGCAGAAUACUGACCUAUUCUACGGUGUACUCGGAGGACUGGGACAAUUCGGGAUAAUAACCCGGGCUAGAAUUGCUCUAGAAACUGCACCCAAAAUGGUCAAAUGGAUCAGAGUUCUGUAUUCAGACUUUGCUAUAUUUUCCAAGGACCAAGAGCAUCUAAUAUCUUCAGACACUUCUUUCGAUUAUAUAGAGGGGUUUGUCUUAAUAAAUCGAACAGGAUUAUUAAACAAAUGGAGAUCCUCAUUCAAUGCCAAAUACCCUCUUCAAGCCAGCAAAUUUAAUUCAGAAGGAAGAAUUCUUUACUGUCUUGAAGUUGCCAAAUACUUCAAUCCAGGCAACUCUGAUCUUGUUAAUCAGAAUAUUGACACCCUCUUAUCAGAACUGAAUUACAUUAAGUGCACACUCCUCCUGUCAGAAGUCCCCUAUGUAGAUUUCCUGGAUAGAGUGCACAUCUCUGAAAUAAAACUUCGGGAGAAAGGGUUAUGGGAAGUUCCACACCCCUGGUUAAAUCUUCUUAUCCCAAGAAGCGGGAUUCACAAGUUUGCUCAAGAAGUCUUUGGCAAUAUUCUUGCAGAUACUAGCAAUGGUCCUGUACUCAUUUACCCAGUCAACAAAUCGAGCUGGAGAAAUAAAACGUCCAUGGUUACACCGGACGAGGAUAUUUUCUACCUAGUGGCAUUUCUAUCUUCUGCAAUAUCAUCGUCUACAGGAAAAGAUGGGUUAGAACAUAUUUUAACACGAAACAAAAGAAUUCUACGCUUUUGUGAAAGGUCGGUCCUUGGGGUAAAACAAUAUUUGGCCAAUUAUGGCACUCAGGAAGAGUGGAAAGCACACUUUGGCACCCGUUGGGAAGUCUUUUCUUCGCGGAAAUCUAUGUAUGAUCCUCUGUCAAUCCUAGCCCCGGGACAAAGAAUUUUCCGGAAAGCAACAGCCUUCAGACAACAAGGACCUCAAGAUAAGAACGAACUUAGUAGAGACUGGAGGCAAAUAAAUUUUAAUUCACAAGGCCUUUAA
This is a messenger RNA of Fraxinus pennsylvanica, 1605 nucleotides long. The record is from the annotation of a GenBank genome assembly. Lineage: Eukaryota; Viridiplantae; Streptophyta; Magnoliopsida; Lamiales; Oleaceae.